Lagopus leucura (white-tailed ptarmigan) is the source of this 2841-nucleotide messenger RNA. It is a transcript of the gene PODN, whose product is annotated as podocan. Gene Ontology annotation, molecular function: protein binding. The transcript is spliced from 11 exons. The record is from RefSeq and is a predicted model, not a curated record. NCBI's taxonomy places the organism in Eukaryota, Metazoa, Chordata, Aves, Galliformes, Phasianidae. Bases 348 to 2132 code for a protein of 594 amino acids.
CUGCUUCUGUCAAAUCCAGCGUGCUUUCUUUUGGCAUCUCUCACAGAUCUCGCAAGCUGCACUGACAGAAAGCAGUGGGAGAUCGUUUCUUGCCCAAGUCUUUAUAUUCAGACUAUAGCUGCUUCCUCUUUCCUACUCACAUUUUCCCAUAUGGUGACUUUGGAAAAUUCCUCCCUGAUUUCGCUGGGAAGUGCAGAAAACUCGUUGGUAGGGGGUUGCCUGUUACUCUCUCUGCUUCUGCUGCUCACAUCUGAAACGGAUCUGGCUUGGAAAGGGGAGACUUGCUCUGAGCUCAGCGCGUGUAACUGACAUGGCAUGAGCCGAGGGAGCCUGUGGGAGCACGGGAAAUGCUCUUCUCCAUUCAUCUGAUCUCUGACAGCAGAGGGGCGAUGCCAGCCGGAGGCCGGGAGCUGCUGGUGCUGGGGCUGCUGGCGCUGGGCUGUGCCGCCGCCAACGACUUCCCCGAGGGUGUUGUGGGGCGAAGGCGCCCUCCAGGCCCGGCCCACGGCUGCCCCCGCGACUGCGGCUGCACCCAGGAGGGCGUCGUGGACUGCGGUGGCAUCGACCUGAAGGAGUUCCCGCUGCUGCUGCCGGAGCUGACCAACCACCUCUCGCUGCAGAACAACCAGAUAGAAGAAAUCUUUCCAGAAGAGCUUGCUCGUCUUCACAGACUGGAAACUCUAAAUUUGCAAAACAACAGGCUGACUUCAAAAGGGCUGCCAGAGGAAGCAUUUGAGCACCUGGAGAACCUGAAUUACCUAUACUUGGCAAACAAUAAGCUAACAGUGGCUCCAAAAUUCCUACCAAAUACCUUGAUCAGUGCAGAUUUUGCAGCCAAUUAUCUCACUAAGAUAUAUGGGCUCACAUUUGGACAGAAACCAAACUUGAGGUCUGUUUACCUUCAUAACAACAAACUUUCAGAUGCUGGCUUACCUGAUAAUAUGUUCAAUGGCUCUAACAACGUGGAGAUACUCAUCAUGUCCAGCAAUUUCCUGAAAUAUGUUCCGAAGAAUCUCCCUCCAGCAUUAUACAAAUUACAUUUAAAGAACAACAAGCUAGAGAAGAUUCCCAAAGGAGCCUUCAGUGAACUUACAGGCCUGCGGGAGCUGUACUUACAGAAUAACUACCUGACUAAUGAAGGAAUGGACAACGAAACUUUCUGGAAACUCUCUAGUCUUGAAUAUCUGGAUUUGUCCAGCAAUAACCUCUCACAAAUCCCAAGUGGUUUGCCUCGAAACAUCGUCCUCCUUCACCUGGAGAAGAAUGCAAUUAAGGUGAUUGGUAGAGAUGUCCUGACCCAAAUUAAGAACCUUGAGUACCUCCUGCUCCAUAAUAACAAAUUAAAAGCCCGAGGAAUUCACCCGUCAGCCUUCCAGGGCUUGAAGAAACUGCACACUGUCCAUCUGUACAACAACCUCCUGGAAAGGAUUCCCAGUGGGCUGCCUCGACGAGUGAAAACACUCAUGAUCCUGCAUAACCAGAUUUCUGAGAUUAACAGGAAUGACUUUGCUACCACUUACUUCCUUGAAGAGCUGAACCUGAGCUACAAUAAGCUCAAGAGUCCCCAGAUCCAUCGGGAGGCCUUCCGUAAACUGAGGCAACUGAAGUCCCUGGAUCUUUCUGGAAACAACCUCAACACGGUGCCCUAUGGCUUUCCAAAGAACUUGCAGGUUCUGAAGCUGAAGGAAAAUGAGAUAAGUGACAUCCCCAAAGGGACUCUGUCUGGGAUGACAAAACUGCGGGAAUUAUAUUUGAGCAACAAUAAACUGAAAGUAAACUCCAUUUAUUCAAGAGCGUGGAGGGAGCUCAGCAGUCUCCAGUCACUAGACAUGGCUGGCAACCAGCUGACUUCGAUCCCCUCAGGCCUGCCAGAAUCUCUAGAGUAUCUGUAUCUUCAGAACAACAAGAUCACAGUUGUUUCAGAGGAUGUUUUUGAGUCCACACCCAAACUAAAGGGAAUUUACCUCAGGUUUAAUAAGAUUGCAGUUGGAGCACUGAAGGUAAAUAUCUUCCAAAGUCUACAGCACUUACAAGUACUGGAUAUUGAAGGGAACCUUGAAUUCAGCAACACUUCAAAGAACAAGGAUGACUCAGAAGAGGAAUUAGAAGAUGAGGAAGAUGAGGAAAACUGAGAUAAAAUGUGAACUCACACAGGCACACCAUGUGGAAGCAAAGCAUAUGGAAAAUUACAUAUAUUUCUAUGUGUAUAUAUCUAUAUAGAUAUAUAUAGAACACUUAGCAGAAUGUGCAAUGAAUUAUACAGAAACUGUCAUGGCACUGGGCCAGGCUUAUGGAAGACAGUGUGUUGCAGUGCCUUAUUCAGGGAGAGACCCUGAAUGCCUUUCCAAAGCUUCCAAAUCAUCUUAUACAAGACCCAGGAUCAUAAGGGAUUGCUUUGGAACUCACAAAAGCUGGCUUUUGUUCCUUGUUUCUCUUCCUUUACUGUUUCCAUCUGUAAUAACAAUAUGGAACUAUUUUGAACACAUGCCUUCAAAUGCUGUUUUUGUCACUGCAUUUUAAGUGAACUAUGUAUUAUGCUUCUUUUCUUUUCUUGCACCCCAAAGAAGCUGUUGUUGAUCAGACGAGAUGGAUAUUUGCAGUAGUUUCAUGUGUGGAGCAGUAUAUGAAGCAUUUGAGUCAUCAAGCAGCAGCAAUAAGUCUGGAUUAAACUGUUCAUCUGCUAGAACAAUGUGUAUAUUUGGAUGAGAAAAAAAAAAUAAGGCUGGAUCCCAUAAUAUUUUAUCUCUACUGCCACUGCCUGCAGUAUAUGCCUUUUCAGAAAGUUUUUAAGAUACAACAACUGGUCUUAUGAAUAUAUAUAAAAAACCUAUGCCUACUUUC